UAAUGAAUGUUGUAUUUUCAUUUCAACCUUCGGAAAUAAAAAUAUAGUUUUAAAAUUCCAUAAAUGUUAAAAUUUUACAAGUUAAUGUUUAAAAUCAAUAAUUGUUUAAAUAUUUUAAGUGAAUUGGAAAUGUCAAUAAAAUGUCGAAAUUUUGCAAUGAUCUCGUUUUAAAGAACUGUUUAAAAUGGAUAUCGAUAUUUCAGAUGUAAAGGAGAUUGAUUCAGUCUCCCUUGAAAAGGAAACGUGCAAGAAAUUUGACGAGUUGCGGUUUUUGCAGGAGAUAUUGAGGUGGCUAAGUCCAAAGUUAAGAGAGAAGAACAAGGAGUAUAGUAAACUCAAGAAAUUCUACGACAAUAUUACAAAAAUCAUUAAAUUUAAAUUGAACGAUGAAGCAAUUGUCGGAGGAGAGUGUGAACUUAAUUAUGAACUAGUAAAUAGGAAUAAAAUAAUCAUUAACAACGAUGAAUUAAUCAUUUCUGAUUUAACACAUGAACAAAAUGAAUCCCAAACUCAAAGAACUAGCAAAACCCAAAUAGGAGACCUGGAAAUAGUAGUAUUUGGUAAAGAAAAUGUAGUUAAACUCGAGGAAAAUAUGUUUAUUCCCCUGAGCUAUUACAAUAAACUCUACUCGCACCAGAAGAAGGCACUUAGCUGGUUAAUAAGACUCCACUGUGAAAAUUUGGGAGGAAUACUUGCAGAUGAUAUGGGUCUGGGCAAAACCAUAACAUUAUUAUCGCUGAUUAAUUGUAUUGUAUAUUCUUCAUAUGUAAGAAACACCCUCAUAGACCAUAACACUUGUACAUUAGAUAAUAACACACAAUCCAAUAAUCUUCAACAUAAUAAAGUGAUGGGAACUGAAAAUAACGAAGAUGAAAUGAAUAGGAUAUUAAUAGUGUGUAAUGUAACACUAAUUGACCAGUGGAAGAGUGAAAUUAACAACUGGAUAUUUAAAGGAGUUAAAUUCUACGUCUUACAUUCAAACUAUCUUGAUAAUUGUUAUACAGUGGAUAAUGAUUUAGAUUAUGUCUCCGAAGAACCCUCCAUCUUGAUUUACUUGAUUGGCUACGAAUACUUAAGAAUUAAUAUUGAGAAUGUCAAUAGCUACAAGUGGCAUUAUGUGAUUUUGGAUGAAGGACAGAAGAUAAGGAACCCAAAUACACUAACAACCCUGGCAGUUAAAACAAUAAAAACUACUCAUAGAAUUAUAUUGUCAGGGUCACCAAUUCAAAACAGCCUUGUUGAACUGUGGUCACUAAUUGAUUUUAUAAUACCAAACUAUCUUGGAUCCCUAUCAACUUUCAUGGAAGAUUUUGUUAUCCCAAUUACCAAUACUAAAUAUGAUGCCUCCAAGUACAUCAACAAACUUAAACUCCUGAUUUUACCCUACAUCUGCCGGACGGUUAAGUCUAGAAAGUCUAAAGAUAAUCUUUUUAAUACUCUUACUAACCCGAUCGAUGUCGAUGCCACUUCCCCUACCAGGAUGGAAUCUGGCUCUUCCUCGUCCUCUUAUGGUACUUUACCCCCAGGUUCAAAUCAGAAAGGAACAAAUACACCGCCUAACAAUGAGGAAUAUGGCUGCCCUUCUAAUUCAGAUGAUAGUGGCCUAGUAAAUCAAGAAGGCGAUGUGGGAAAUAGCACAAUAAAUACGAAUAAUGAAAUACAGUUACCUAACAAAAGGGAAAGAAUAAUACUGUGUAAUUUAACGAUGGAACAGUAUAAGCUGUACGUAGGCGUUUUGAACAAGUUCAACUACUUAAUUCGUGACAGAUUUGAAACUAAUCGGCAAAUAACUAAAGAACUUAGGGGAACAAUAUCAAAGGAGCUGGCCCACGAUAAAAACGUACUGAGACUAAUUUCAAUUCUACGUAAGAUUUGCAAUCACCCAAGAAUGCUAGAAUCACAUGAUAUUAAUAGGUAUUUUUAUACAUCUGACGUUAUCAUGAAUAAUUCAUCUUCACCAAAUAGAACCAGCGGGUCAUCACUGAGUCAAUCGUCAAGCAGUUCACUUAAUAACACGCCUGUUAAGUUCAACUUAAGGCUGAAUAAUGGGGUUAGUAAAUCUAAGCUUAGUGGGAAAAGUAGCCAAAGCCCAAGUAAGAGGUGGACAGAAUCAGUAGGGAGCAGUAAGUUGAACGUAAGUUUGAAGAUAAUCGAAAUGUGGAAGAAGGAGAAUAAGAAAAUAUUAUUAUUUACACAGACGAUAACUAUGUUAAACAUAAUUUAUGAACAUUUGUUGGAAACUUAUGAAAAGGACGAGAUUCUUGUUUUGUAUGGAAAACACACAGUUAAGAAUAGGAAUAAAAUAAUAGAGCAAUUUUCAAAUGAUGACAAGGUGUUCUUAAUGAUUCUGACAACAAAAGUGGGAGGAAUUGGACUAAACUUGACAGCAGCCACAAGAAUUAUUAUUUACGAUCCUGACUGGAACCCAAUGACUGACAUGCAAGCUAAGGAACGUUGUUAUAGAAUCGGUCAAAAGAAUGAAGUUAUUAUUUACAGACUAAUAACAGCCAGUACCAUAGAAGAAAAGAUAUACCAAAGACAACUCUACAAAUACUACUUAUCUCAACAAAUCCUAAGCCAGAAUAACGCAUUCUACAACAAGUACAUUAAUAAUUUACAGUACCUGAUCACGUAUCCCAAGCCACCAAUCGUUGUCCCAAUCAAAUCUAAAGAAGAGUCCGUUUCGUCAAACCAGGACGCUACGUCUAACAUAGUAUUGAGUAGCACUGAACUGAGCCGUGGAGUUGACACUAACUUGCAACUUAACCAAAUAUAUGACCAAAAUGAUGACCAAAAAGGAGAUGAGAUAUACCACUUGCUCAAUAACAACGAGAAUAUAAGUUCCUUCAUAAACUACAAUGAGGUUAAUCUGUCCACUGAAAACGAUUACACUUUCCUGAGAAACUACCGCAGGAAGCGUAAGCCCUGUAACAUAGAUGGGGAAGUAAACAAGAAUAAGUUCCUGUAUAACUUAAAAUGCAAGAAUAACAAAAACCUCACAUAUCUGAUCACAGACCAUAUUUUAAACUAUUUCAAAAAUAAAAACAACAAAUCAACAACCACAGAAAAGCUGAUUCACCACUUUAAUCCCAUCAUUCCAGAGGAAAACAGGCUUCUAUUCAGAAGAAUAUUAAAACAUCUCUGCACGUUCUCUAAAAGGGAUAAUUUAUGGCAGUUGAAAAAUAAAUUCAGUGUAAAAUAGUUGUAACGCCUAUUUAAUAAUUCCCUUCACUAAUAUAGAAUUUAAAACUGUUUAAUCUACGUAGUAUAUAGAAUGCUUCUCAAAACAUUAUUUACUUAAUAUAGGCUGAAAAGUUU
Molecule: messenger RNA, 3318 nt
Organism: Theileria parva strain Muguga
Lineage: Eukaryota; Apicomplexa; Aconoidasida; Piroplasmida; Theileriidae
Gene: ERCC6
Product: SNF2 family protein
Exons: 7
Coding region: 185-3202 (1005 amino acids)
Biological process (GO): transcription-coupled nucleotide-excision repair
Cellular component (GO): nucleus
Molecular function (GO): ATP binding; ATP-dependent chromatin remodeler activity
Source: RefSeq, a predicted model, not a curated record